This is a messenger RNA of Xiphophorus maculatus (southern platyfish), 3326 nucleotides long. RefSeq names its product malate dehydrogenase 1B (gene mdh1b). Gene Ontology annotation, biological process: oxaloacetate metabolic process; tricarboxylic acid cycle; malate metabolic process. Gene Ontology annotation, molecular function: L-malate dehydrogenase (NAD+) activity. The record is from RefSeq and is a predicted model, not a curated record. NCBI's taxonomy places the organism in Eukaryota, Metazoa, Chordata, Actinopteri, Cyprinodontiformes, Poeciliidae. The transcript is spliced from 10 exons. The coding region runs from base 189 to 1601 and encodes 470 amino acids.
AUAUUAGAAACUAUGUAUACGUUGGUUUUUCUCACAUGUUGAAAUCUGAAAAAAUGUACAAAUAUAUUUUAAGGAUUUAUGAAAAAUGUUUCUACACGGAUUCAAACCCACGCAACAACUCACCUCGGUUGCCAAGCAACAGACGCCUUCUUGUUUUCAAUGGUUAAGAUGUGACAGUAUGUUGUAAAAUGGCCAAAUUUGUGCUCGCUGGUAAGGCGGACUGUCCUCUGUAUGCCGAAGCGGAGCGGUUAGCAGACACUCUGCAGCGAACCCUUCCGAGCUUCAGGGUCCAUAAGAUCCCCGUCCUGCCAUCUGAGUGGGAGAGAUGGCUUGAAUCCACAUGCAAUAAAAAUGGCUGGAAACACGAGGAAAGUCCCUUAAUUUGGAGGGAGCUGGUCGAACAAGGGGGCAAAGGGAUGUUCUUGGGUGGUUACAAUGACUUUGUGGACCAUUGCCAGGUCUACUAUGGCGUCACGUCGAAAAUACCCGAAGAUGAGGUGGAGACAAUUGUAGCAGAGAAUCUUGAAACGCAACUUAGCCUCUUUGCUGAAGAACAGCAUCGCCUGAGUCUAAUUCAUCCCUGUAACGUUUGGAUCACAGGCGCUCUCUGCUUAACUUCCCAAAUCUUGAUCCCAAACCUGCUGUCUGAUGAGGUGUUCCCUGACGUUCAAACGGUUGCUCUCCACCUGCUGCACCUGAGCGGCGAUGAGGAAGAAAUGCAGAUGCUCAAGUUGGACACUGAGGAUUCGGCGCUCAGUCUGCUCCAUCGGGUGACGGUUCACACAGAUCUGGAACAGGCUUUCCAUGAAGCCCACGUCAUCAUUCUGCUGGACGAUUUCGACGCCGAUUCAGAGAGUGAGAGCGACGAGGCCAGGAAGCAGAGAGUUAAAGACUUAUCUGAGCGCUACAGAGAGUAUGGGCGCCUCAUUGAUGGACGCGCCGACAAAGAGGUGAAGGUGAUGGUGUCCGGGGUGUCUUUCGUCAACACGAGAUGCUCGCUGCUUGUGGAGAGCGCUCCUUCCAUCAGCAGCCACCAGUUUGUUGCCAUAGCAAGCCAGCUGGUGAAUGAAGUCAGAGCUGUGCUCGCAAAGAAGUUGUGCGUGAUGCCAUCAGAUGUCGCGGAUGUCAUUGUGUGGGGGAACAUCAGCGGCAGUUUCGUCGUUGACCUGCGGUGGGCGAAAGUGUUCAACUAUCCAGGGGCGGUCAGGGUACCGUCUUUCUAUUCCCAGCCGGUGCUCAGGGUUUUAUACGACAGAAAAUGGAUAGAAACAGAAUUUAAACCACUGGUCCGUCAGCAUCGUGAGGCCUUGCUUUCAACCACCGGCCGGGGAGCCGCAAUAUCAGCCACUAACGGGAUCCUGCAAGUGCUGAAGGGUUGGCACGGAGCCUUUGGUCCAGAUGAGGUUUUUUCAAUCGGUAUAGCUUGCACAGACUUGUUCAGUCUCCCACACGGCAUCAUCUCAGCUCCGGUUACAUGUACGGAGGGCAAAUGGUCUCUUGUGGAAAAUGUGAAUGUUGAAGGAAAGAUGUUGGACGAACUCGAGCUUUGUGCAGAAGAACUGCAGCAGGAAAAGGAAAUCCAAUUUCAAGAUCCUGUUUGAAAGGCGGGAAAACAAAUAAAAUGUUUGGUCAAUUCCUUCUCAUUUGGUUCCAGUUCGUCCUUUUAUUCUUCUACCUUCACAAAAGUGAAGGUUCAAGUUUUCAUUUUGCCACGUUCAACGUCAAAUCGGUUCUGCUUCGCGAAGAUGAUCCGUAACAGAUUUGUUCAUUUAGACAUAAAAGAUUAAAUAGAGAACUUUGUGGAUAAAGGAAAAAUUAAAAAAUAUAUUCCCUUUUUUCCUUAUAAUUACUAAACGUCACUUUUUAUAGCCGCUAAACAUCAAAUUAUUUUGUUAGCAUCACACGUUACCAACAUAUCGCCAUGUAUAGAAAUUUUUAAACAUUAAACUUUUAUUUCCAUCAUUAGUAACAAAAUAUCAAACUGAACCUCUUUUCACCUGAAGCAUUCAACGGUUUGUUGUUUUGUUUUUCUUUUCCAUCACAAGUUGUGCAGUACUUUGUCUGAAGACAAGGAGAACUUGAACAGAGUGCUGUUUUUACAUGCAGAAAAUACACUUCCCAUCUUUUUUUUCUUUUCUUUUUUGCAUUUCUACACUAUUAGCAACUGGGAGAAAACAUAUCAGAGAUUAGUAGAAAUACGAUGCACUACUACUGGUCAGGAAACGGAGACACAUUCCGCUGUGUUACGAUCGCUUUUGUACAACCUGAGUCGGAUGCCGAGUCGUUUAUGAAAGCAGAGAAGGCCCCUCCGUACGGACUUGAUCAUUUCUGAGCAAAUUGUGGUAGCAAUUCCCAAGCCGUUACAAGAAAGGGAGAAAGAAAAGAAAAAAAAAUAGCCGAAGUCCCUGAAAACAAAAUUUUCCUACAUGCGUGAUACACCGCAUGCAUGAACAGUAAUAGUGACAGCUAUACACAUGUAGGGCCUAUAUAACAUUUUUUUUCAGUCACAAAUGGACGAAUUAUGUACAGAUGGCAGAAAAAAUAUUAAUCGCAUCCUUCUUCUGUUUCGCCACGCAUGAAAGUCACUUGUGUGCCAUUUCUAUAUUCAUAACAUCCAAUAAUGUCAAAGCUGCAAUUUUCAGGCAACAAGUCACUAAGAAAAUUGCUUCUUUUUUUUUUUAACGAAAAUGCAGAGGUUCAGUAAGGGAUUCAUGUAAUUUUCCUACAAUUUACAUCUGGAUGUACACUGUGCCAUUAAAACACCUAUAUACAAUCAAUAUGGUAGCCAAAGGGAUAAAAAUAAACUUUCAGUCUUUCUAUACUAGCUGGCUGUUAAUUUAAAUAAUUUAUAGCAUAUAUUAAUAGUUACAAAUCUAAAUCCAUCAUUUUUACCGUCUCACAAACUUACGCUCGGACGGAUUCAGCUAGUGAGCUGCUGUAAUCAGGAGCCAGAUUCUGGUUGCCAGGCAAACACAACCCAUAACCGAUAAUCCUUCAUUCAAGUUCUGCCUCCUCAAACAUUCAGGAGGAAACCGACACAAACCUCUACUGCACCGUCUGAACCAGGGGAUACAUUUGUGGUUCAGAUACACUCAUCAUGGGAAGCAGUUUCAUUAAACUCCAUAGCUCCAUAGGUCAACCACGGUGGUGGCAGCAUCAUGGUGUGUUUUCACUGCCACUGGAACUGGUGCGUGGACAAAAAGAAUGAAGACAGGACUAAUGAAAAGUAAACAUCCAGUUGUGUCCACGUAACGGGAAUCAACUACAGGGCAAAUUUAAAUACGUUUCUGAACAAAGCAAUGCGUAUGUUUAUGUAACAACAUGGA